AUGGCAGAGUUUUUACCUUUAUGCGACGUUUUAUUCAACGUGAUAUCCCUUGCCGGAUAUUUCUGCGACGUCGUGUUCGAUCUCGUAAUGGGUUAUGCGUUACUUGAAAGAGGGUACAAAUGUUCGUUCGCAGCUACAAUAUCGAUUGUAGUUACAUCACUAUUAAUAUCACAGGUUCUUUCCCUUCGCUGGUACCUUCACAUGUGGUGGGCAAGCGAAGGUCGGAAGGACCGACCGCCCUGGCUGCCUAUACUGUUGCAUUGUUUGCAAAUGGGCGUACUGUGGCGUUACGCUCGGUUACUUGUACCUGUGGAGUUGAGGAGGGUUAAGCAUCAAGUUCGCGAUCUUUGUAUGUUGCGGUUGGUUCAUGCGUUCUGCGAAGCUACACCUAUGUUACUACUUCAAGUUCACAUAUUUUUAAAGGACGCAGACUUAGAAAAUGAAAAUGAGUUACUGGGAGUCACUCCAGAGCCAACUAUUGAUGAACCAUCUGCAAACAAAGCCUUCGCAGAGCUAAACGUUAUAUCGGCAUCUCUCUCACUGUUCUCUGUCUGUUGGGCGCUGGCUAGUUUCAGUAAGAACGUCAGACUUCAGAACGUACACCGCCUCGUGCUUACCUGGCUUGGAGUUAUUUUUCAGUUCUUAUGGCGGCUGGGAACGGUUUCUGCGCGGAUCUGCGCGCUGAGCUUGUAUGCGCUCGUCUAUGAAUAUUGGGUGUUUUUAGUUAUAGGGCUGCACUGGGUGUCGAUGUUCCUGUGGCUGGUGUCGCCGCGCAACGCCUUCCACGGCGAGCGGCUGUCGCGCGCGCGCAAGGCGGCGCUGUCCGCGCUCGUCGCCAUCGUCUACGUGUUCGCGUACGUCAACCUGUACGAGCGGAAGCAUCGGCACAAGAUGGUGAUAUUCUACAGCGUGAUGAUGGUGGAGAACGGCGUGCUGGUGGCGGCGUGGUGGUGGUCGGGGCGCGGGCGCGCGCGCGGCCGCCUGCCCGCCGCCGCCGCCGCCGCCGCCGCCGCCGGCCUCGCCUUCAUGCUGCUCUACUACAGAUACUUCCACGUGCGCCGACUUGGCUACAUGUUGGGGGAACACCAACAAGGCACGAAUAGUACAAAUGGCUCGACGCAAAACAAAAAUGGUAAAUCGAAUCAGGGCGACAACGCCGCCAUACCGGGUGUGUUCAACUGCAGGUUCUCAAAUCCUGUAAAUAGUAGUGCAGCAAACGGUAGGAAGAAGAAGAAGCCGACGUCGUUCGUGCCGCCGCCGGCCGCGCCCGCGCCCGCCGCCUUCUGGCGCAGGCCCCUGCCCGCCGCACACAACCACCAUGGCGGUUCUUCUGAAAACGAAGGCUCGAGCGUCGGCUCGCGCGUCAACAUUCAACAGAAAUUACAAGAGAAGAAACAAAAACAACUCGCAGAACUAAGGGUCAUAGAAGAGGAAAUAAAACAAGGCAAAUUAGCCAAAACUACGCCAGUUGCAGCGGAAGAGAUAUACAGUAGCCUUCAAAGGCAACCCAUACCAAGGGCCAAGACUCACGCGGAGCCGCCGGCCUGGCCCAGUAUAGAACUCGCACACUCUUACCAAAACUAUCCAGUGUUAUCACACUCCUGCAACCUUUACCCGACUUACAUAGAAAUAAAACAAGAAUAUAAUACCAACUUCCCAUCUGAAACCACAAACGAUAAAACCAACUUUGUCCGACCGAACAUUUACAAUCAAGAUAGAACUUUCUACGAAAAUCCCGCGAAUUUACGCAACGACAGACCAGUUCGAACCCACAACUACCUGCCAAUACCUGAGAAUAGGAAAUACGAAGCAAAUGUAUGCAGAAGUCCGAGAAAUGUACUCAACAGUAGCCCCAGAAGCUAUCUUCCAGAUACCACAAAUAAUUAUGAAGCAAACCAAAAUAGGAUACAAAACCAAAAUAUAUACGAGGAACGGCAGAAUAUUCCAGAAUUUUCAUAUGAAGAUCCUCAAUAUGGCAAAUACGGCGACAAUAAAGAAGAAUAUGUGGCAGCUUUGAACGCCUUAAAUGGGGUGGAUAAUAUUCGGGGCAUGUACAGUGAGGGAUGUAAUCAGUAUAACCAGAAUUGUGAUAGGUUUUAUCCCGGUAUAGGGAAAAAGGAUAGGAAACAAAGAUGUCGGACGCCGGAGAUUUUGUUAGCACCACAUUAUUUAGAAGGGUGUAACAGACAGGUCUGCUGUAAUUGGGGAGCUCCUUAUACUAACAGAAAGAAGGAGGAGUGCCCGCCGGCGGCGGCCAGCAGCGGCAGCGAGUCGGCCGCGCGCGACACGCCGCGCCCGCCCAGCGACAUCGACAGCCAGGCGAGUAUCUCCCUCCCGCGCUCGUACACGCUGCCGCGCGAGUUCCGCUACUGGCGGCGCCGCCCGCGCGCGCCCAGCAACAACAGCAGCGACGGCGACGUGGACAGCGCGGACAACGACAGCGCGCACUCGCACUGCUCCGCCUCCUCGCAGCACGACUUCGCGUACGAGCGCCGCCGCCCGCGCCGCGCGCGCAAGCUGCCCAAGCCCGAGACCAAGCUG
Messenger RNA from Brenthis ino (lesser marbled fritillary), 2541 nucleotides. The record is from the annotation of a GenBank genome assembly. NCBI's taxonomy places the organism in Eukaryota, Metazoa, Arthropoda, Insecta, Lepidoptera, Nymphalidae.